GGGGAGCCGCGGCUGCCGCCUCCUGCUCCGUCCCCUCCCACUCGCACGGCCCCUUCCUCCCUCCUUUCCCUGCUGCUCGCGUUUCCUGCCGCUCCGGCUCUCCCGGCCGCUAAAAGUUCUUCCCAACUUUUCCUCCCCGAGCGGGCGCAGCGGGCGCAGGCGUGGGGGCAGGUUGCUGCGCUCCUGCUCGCUCAGCUGCCUGCCCUCUGGGCUCAGGUCCACGGGGAGCCGCAGACACAAAGUGGCCGCUGGCGAUCCUUCCCCUCCCACCUCUGCCAUCCCCCCCGGCCUCCUCGCCUCGGCCCCCCUCCGGCGGGACAGCCCCGGGCUUGGGUGGCUCUCCUUUUCUCCUGCUCCGUGCGCCCCUGCGCCGACUCUCGCGCCGGGAUCGCGGCGGAAACCUCCCUCCCCUUUCGCCUCCUCCGGCUCCUACCGUCCGCCCCUCCUCCGCCAGCCACUGGAAUCAAUUCCUUGGGGAAUUGGGGCUCUGCCGCCGCCGCGGAGGACAGCCUUUCCGCGCGGGACUCCAGGGCACCGACGGAGCCAUGUAAGCAGUUCCUUCCGUUAUAGGCUGAAAAAAGAGUUGAUGAGCCCUGAGUUCGUACAUUCAAAGACUGAAUACUGACACUUGCACUAGAUUUACUUUUGGCCCAUCCUGCAGAGUGCCACACCGGGCAUGGCCACCUCUUUCUGUGUCUGGAGGUGCACAGCUGGUAACCCCAUCGCCCAGUCCUGAAACUGCUGAGGCCGUCUCGGCGGCGGGGCACCAGGAUCGGAGGAAGGCGUCCGGGGGGCCACUGAGUCAUGCCUUUCGGCCUGAAGCUCCGCCGGACACGGCGCUACAACGUCCUGAGUAAGAACUGCUUUGUCACCCGGAUCCGCCUGCUGGACAGCAAUGUCAUCGAGUGCACACUGUCGGUGGAAAGCACGGGGCAGGAGUGCCUGGAGGCCGUGGCCCAGAGGCUGGAGUUGCGGGAGACACACUACUUUGGCCUUUGGUUUCUCAGCAAGAGCCAGCAAGCACGAUGGGUGGAGCUGGAGAAACCUCUGAAGAAACAUCUGGACAAAUUCGCUAAUGAGCCUCUGCUUUUCUUCGGAGUCAUGUUUUAUGUGCCAAAUGUGUCAUGGCUUCAGCAAGAGGCCACAAGAUAUCAGUAUUACCUGCAAGUCAAAAAAGAUGUCCUCGAAGGACGAUUACGGUGUACCUUGGAACAGGUGAUCCGGCUGGCUGGCUUAGCUGUGCAAGCUGACUUUGGAGACUAUAAUCAGUUUGAUUCUCAAGAUUUCCUCAGAGAAUAUGUGCUGUUUCCUAUGGAUUUGGCCCUGGAAGAGGCUGUUCUGGAGGAGCUAACGCAGAAGGUAGCUCAGGAACACAAGGCCCACAGUGGAAUCCUGCCGGCCGAGGCCGAGCUUAUGUACAUCAACGAAGUGGAACGUUUGGAUGGAUUUGGACAGGAAAUCUUCCCCGUGAAGGACAAUCAUGGAAACAGUGUGCACCUGGGCAUUUUCUUUAUGGGAAUUUUCGUGAGAAACAGAAUUGGAAGACAAGCUAUAAUACACAGGUGGAAUGAUAUCGGGAAUAUCACUCAUAACAAGUCGGCCAUUCUCGUAGAGCUCAUCAAAGAGGAGACCACGCUCUUUCACACGGAUGAUAUUGAAAAUGCCAAGUAUAUUUCUCGGUUGUUUACUACACGGCACAAGUUUUACAAACAAAACAAAAUCUGCACUGAACAAUCGAAUUCUCCACCCCCCAUCAGACGCCAGCCCACGUGGAGCCGAUCCUCACUGCCGCGGCAGCAGCCAUAUAUCUUGCCUCCCAUGCACGUCCAGUGUGGUGAACACUACUCGGAAACACAUACUUCGCAAGACAGCAUUUUCCAUGGGAAUGAGGAUGCCUUCUACUGCAAUUCCCACAACAGCCUGGACUUAAAUUACUUGAACGGCACCAUCACCAAUGGCAGCGUGUGCAGCGUCCACAGCGUCAACUCCCUGAACUGCUCCCAGAGUUUCAUUCAGGCGUCUCCCGUGUCCUCCAACCUCAGUAUCCCUGGGAGUGACAUCAUGCGGGCCGACUACAUCCCAAGCCAUCGGCACAGCGCCAUCAUCGUGCCAUCUUACCGGCCGACCCCCGAUUACGAGACGGUCAUGCGCCAGAUGAAGAGGGGGGUCAUGCGCAUGGACAGCCAGAGCCAGUCUCUGCGAAAUCUCAACAUCAUCAACACCCACGCCUACAACCAGCCAGAGGAUCUGGUGUACAGCCAGCCCGAGAUGAGGGAGAGGCACCCCUACACUGUCCCUUAUGGGCCACAGGGAGGCUACAGUAACAAACUUAUUGGUCCAUCCGACCAGAUAAACCCAAAGAAUAAUUCGGUGCCCAGCAAGCCUGGGGCGAGCGCCAUCUCACACACAGUCAGCACCCCAGAGCUAGCCAACAUGCAGCUCCAAGGCACCCAUCACUACAACACGGCCCACAUGCUCAAAAACUAUCUCUUCAGGCCACCGCCCCCCUACCCCCGGCCCCGCCCUGCCACCAGCACCCCAGACCUCGCCAGUCACCGCCACAAGUAUGUCAGCGGCAGCAGUCCCGACCUGGUGACCCGCAAAGUGCAGCUGUCAGUGAAGACCUUCCAGGAAGACAGCUCUCCAGUGGUGCAUCAGUCCCUGCAGGAAGUGAGCGAGCCCCUCACGGCCACCAAGCACCACGGCACGGUCAACAAGCGCCACAGCCUGGAGGUGAUGAGCAGCAUGGUGCGGGGCAUGGAAGCCAUGACGCUCAAGUCGCUCAACAUCCCCAUGGCUCGCCGCAACACGCUCCGGGAGCAGGGGCCGCCCAAGGAGGCGCCGGGGGCCCACGAGGUUCCGCAGCUGCCCCAGUAUCACCACAAGAAGACUCUCUCUGACGCCACGAUGCUGAUCCACAGCAGUGAGAGCGAGGAGGAGGAGGAGGCUGCGGAGUCGGCGCCCCAGAUCCCCGGGCUCCGCGAGAAGAUGGAGUACAGCGCCCAGCUGCAGGCGGACCAGGUUAGCCAUCCCCCUGCCAUCGCGAGAGCCAGGUUGCUGAGACACGGGCCCGCCAAGGCCAUCAGUAUCUCCCGCCCUGACCAGCUGGCCGUCAACGGGGCCUCUCUUGGUCCAUCCAUCUCAGAACCCGACCUGACAAGCGUGAAGGAGCGGGUCAAGAAAGAGCCCGUGAAGGAGAGACCUGUGUCUGAAAUGUUUUCGCUGGAGGACAGCAUCAUAGAAAGAGAGAUGAUGAUCAGGAAUCUAGAGAAGCAGAAGAUGGCAGGCCUGGAGGCGCAGAAGAGGCCACUGAUGUUGGCAGCGUUGAAUGGACUCUCGGUUGCUCGGGUCUCGGGGCGGGAAGAGAGUCGAGUUGAUGGCACACGAGUUCCCAUGGACGAGAGGUUCAGAACCCUGAAGAAGAAGCUGGAAGAGGGAAUGGUGUUCACGGAGUAUGAGCAAAUUCCAAAGAAAAAGGCAAAUGGCAUUUUCAGUACAGCGGCUCUGCCAGAAAAUGCUGAGCGCAGCCGGAUCCGCGAAGUGGUCCCCUACGAGGACAAUCGAGUAGAGCUGAUACCGACCAAAGAGAAUAACACAGGUUACAUUAAUGCCUCUCACAUCCGGGUGGUGGUCGGUGGGGCAGAAUGGCACUACAUAGCCACCCAGGGGCCCCUGCCACACACAUGCCACGACUUCUGGCAGAUGGUGUGGGAGCAGGGAGCGAACGUGAUUGCCAUGGUCACCGCCGAAGAGGAGGGCGGACGAACUAAGAGCCACCGAUACUGGCCCAAACUGGGUUCAAAGCACAGCUCAGCUACCUAUGGCAAGUUCAAGGUCACCACAAAGUUCCGAACAGAUUCUGGUUGCUAUGCAACCACAGGCUUGAAGGUCAAGCACCUUUUAUCUGGGCAGGAAAGGACGGUGUGGCAUUUGCAAUAUACUGACUGGCCAGAUCACGGCUGCCCAGAGGAUGUCCAAGGAUUUUUGUCCUACUUGGAGGAGAUCCAGUCGGUCCGUCGCCAUACCAACAGCAUGUUGGAAGGCGCCAAGAACCGGCACCCUCCGAUCGUCGUCCACUGCAGCGCCGGAGUGGGGAGGACCGGCGUGGUCAUCCUCUCCGAGCUGAUGAUCUACUGCCUGGAGCAUAAUGAAAAGGUGGAAGUGCCUAUGAUGCUGAGGCUCCUCAGGGAGCAGAGGAUGUUCAUGAUCCAGACCAUCGCUCAAUACAAGUUCGUCUACCAAGUCCUCAUCCAGUUUCUCCAAAACUCCAGACUCAUUUAACCCCCAACCAUGCUCGCCCAGUGGGGUGCGGAUGGCCGGAGCCGGCAGGCCACAGGCUCCCUGAAGAUGGGGGCCAAGAUUAUUCAUAAACAUCGUGUGUUAUUUUAUACGAGAUAAUUUAUUUUUUUUCCUCUUUGGAGUAACUUUUGUGAAUCACUGUAAUGCAGUUUUUACAUUAAUGUAGUACUUGUCAUUUGAACCACAUUUUGACUGAUCUGCAUUGUAACACUUCAGUAGAGGAGGUUGCCUGGUGAUCAUUGGGGAGACAGGGGCAUAAGGGAACACAUCUCUGUGAAGUUGAAGCCAGAUUUAUAACCAGCCCCGAAAUUCAUCAGCUUAAUUGCUUAUGUCCAAAUUAGAGAUGGCAAGAAAAAUGAGCUCAUCCUAAAAUGUAAAGAUAAGGACCAAGACCCCUUCUUGAAGGAAAAAAAAACACUGCUCUUGUAUUUUGUGCCCAUGAGCCUUGAUGGGCAGAUUUCUGCCUUCUUCCUUUCUGUCCUCACCUCAGCAGACUCCUCCCCUCCCCCAGCCUGGAGUUAGGGACAGGGCCCUCGCCCAGGCUGAAUGAUGGGACCUUUCUCAACCACUCCCUGUUCUCGGCCCUGGAGCCCGUGUUUCCUUGCCUGGGGGCUGCAGCCUCGGUAUUUGCUACUUCUCCCCAUUUGCUCGGUGGGCCCCAGGUUGGUGGCCUUUGAGACCCGGGCCAGGCGGUCCGUGCAGCGAGGCCCCUUGACCGAUUGAGAGAAGAGAAUGGACCAGAGUGAGGAGAAAUAGGAGAUGUAAGGCCCUUGAUACUGUAUUUAAAUAUGAUGUGUGUGCUGGUCGGAGGCCGAGCGGUCGAGGUGCUGGCUGUGUUCUGUCUUCGCAUCAGUCACUACGUCAUUGGAAAUAUUAUAAAAGAAACAGUUGGGAAAGCUGAUUUAUGGGGGGGUUUUGGCACUCGGCAGGGGCCCUGGCCAGGAGCCGCACCAAGCGUGACCCCACAGUGCCGGUAUCCUCUCUGGGCUUUGGUCUGUGAGGGCGGAGCUAGGCCCACUCAGGUCCUGUAGUCCAGAUCUCGGCCCGCGUGAUGGACGAUGGUGGGAUUCACCUCGCGCAGGGCCCUGUGCUGGUCUCCUCCAUAAACCUGCUCUGGCCGCCUGGGCUGUUAACGCCGCGUCGGUGUGAAGCUCGGCCUCAGCUGGUCUCUUCCUGCGCCGUCAUCACUGGCCACUGUCCUGAAUUUCUGAAAUUAGCACAUAAACACAUCAUGUUCCACUCGCUUUCCCUCUUGCUAGUUUUUCUUGAACGCAACUUUUAAAUCGUGGUUUUGUUCUUAGACUUGAUUACCGUAUUCCACCACGCCUUCCUCCAUUGCUGGUUUUUUUGUUCGUUUUUGUUUUUUGGUUUCUUUGGUCUUCUUCUGAGCUGAAAAUACAAAGAAUGGCAUCAAGGGAACCAGAGAGAAGAGCGUUCACAUAUCCGCAGACGGGUGUGGACGCGGUUCCGAUGAACUACGUGGGCACGCGGACCAACUCCGUGUCACGUGCGGCCAGCUGUUGCCGUGAUGAUUCUUAAUUAUUGAGACUCGGAGCAUCUGGUCACGGAGGGCUGUCUGUCUGCUGCUCCAAGGUCGGAAGAAUCAGGCAAGGAAUGUAAUAACGUCAGCUGAGCUCUGUAGAUUCCGGGAUUGUGGUGUGUGUUUUGAAAAAGAAAACCAUUAGCAUGGCAUGCGUUUCCUGUGGAACAGAGCUCACGACCCUGGCGGCGAGACACUCAGAACUCGGGUCGUUGACAGGGGAGGAGGUAUUUGCUUCCUUUCCUUCGAGACCAUCCGUCCUUGGGAUGCUCUGCUGUGAGGAUGUUUUAACAGUGGGUCUGCAGUUGACUGCUUUAUUGUUCGAUGAGCAGCAUCAGUAUUUCUCUUCCGUCUCUUAGGCCCCAGCGAGGGCCCUGUUGAAAUGUCUCACGAGGGCAGUGUGUAGAUCUGCUGUCUCUUUGAGCUCAUCACUCGUGGUUCUCUGGUUCUCCCUUCAGCCCGUCCGCCGUUGCCGCCUCCUGCCAUGGAAAUGUUAAUUAAUGCACAAAAUGCAGGGAAGUAGGACGCUUACUAUCCAAUUUCCUAGCCAGAGUUUGUGUUGAAACCCAAAGGAGAAUGUUUAAAAGUUAUUCCACAUCUUUCCUUUUU
Messenger RNA from Pteropus alecto (black flying fox), 6448 nucleotides. RefSeq names its product protein tyrosine phosphatase, non-receptor type 14 (gene PTPN14). Lineage: Eukaryota; Metazoa; Chordata; Mammalia; Chiroptera; Pteropodidae. Gene Ontology annotation, molecular function: protein tyrosine phosphatase activity. Gene Ontology annotation, biological process: protein dephosphorylation; lymphangiogenesis. The record is from RefSeq and is a predicted model, not a curated record. Bases 805 to 4281 code for a protein of 1158 amino acids. Gene Ontology annotation, cellular component: cytoskeleton. The transcript is spliced from 21 exons.